Molecule: messenger RNA, 2331 nt
Organism: Microthlaspi erraticum
Lineage: Eukaryota; Viridiplantae; Streptophyta; Magnoliopsida; Brassicales; Brassicaceae
Source: the annotation of a GenBank genome assembly
AUGGAGGAGGCUGAGCCAGAAGAAGUGGAGGAUGAACUCCCCAUGUUUCAAGAGCACUACAAUACUCUCUUCUCUAUGGAGUUUGUGGAGACCAAGUACCCACAUGAUGAUACAAUGAAGGUGCUUGAGAUCUUCAAGGAUGUGGAGCUAGUGCUUAAGAACAUGCACUUGGCAAAGUUCUUCUCUCAUCGCAUGGAAUCAUACAAGGAGCUCACUUCCCUUUCCCAAGGUGAAAGCUAUCAUCCAAGACAUGAUCUCAGAAACAGGGGGUUAGCCAGUGAGAGUCAAGCCUUGGAGGCAGUAGGAUCAUUGCUCAAACUAAUCCAUCCAACACCUAUGAACUCCAUUUCGAGAGCAAGGUUUAUUGGAGCUCUUAGUGGACCUUUUCAAGCGAUUUCCAACACUUCCAUGUGGAAAAUCGCCUAUGAACAUACAAGCCAGGGGUCUUUUGGAGCAUUCUGGAGCAUAUGGGACAGAGGAGCAUGGAGGGACUUGGCACAUGGACGCAGCUCAACUGGACACGCAAAGGAAGAAGGAGAAGCCAUCUUGAAGACCAGCUCGACCACCUACUCGACCAACCGGUCGAGUUCCUCAACUCGACCGGCCAAGCUUCAACUCGAUCGAGCUGAGAAGUCAACAGUGUAUGCGAACUCGAUCGAGUCGGUCUACAGAAGACUUGGUCGAGCUAGACUUACAACGGGUAGAAAGAGGGUUCAGAGGUCACAGAGGGUACAAGAGGAACCUGAGGUGCUUGUUGCUGAUACAAUGGAUGUACCAGAGGGGAAUGGAAACCCUUUGGGCAAUGGACUCGGUCGAGCUAGGCAAACUCGACCGAUUGGUCAAGGAGAUGCUCCAAACCGCCACCAACAGAGACAAGGGAUUGUUCCACCACCAGUGCAGAACCACAACUUUGAGAUCAAGCUGGGAAUGAUCAACCUUGUCCAGAACAAGAUGUUCCAUGGAUUGCCAAGUGAAGACCCCAUUGACCACCUUGAUGAGUUUGAUAGGCUUUGUGAUUUGACAAAGAUCAAUGGUGUCUCUGAAGAUGCCAUCAAGCUGAGACUCUUUCCUAUGUCUCUAGCUGACAAAGCUCACCAAUGGGAGAAGAGCUUGCCCCAUGGCACAAUCACCACUUGGGAUGAAUGCAAGAAGGCCUUUCUUGCUAAGUUUUUCUCCACCGGUCGCACAGCCAAGCUUAGAGGAGAGAUAUCCAGCUUCAUCCAGCGAAACAAUGAGACAUUCGCAGAGGCUUGGGAGAGGUUCAAAGGCUACACAAGUCAGUGCCCACACCAUGGAUUCAACAAUGAAUCACUACUCUCCACUCUUUAUAGAGGAUGCUUGCCUAGGUAUAGGGAGAUGCUAGACACAGCUAGCAAUGGGAACUUCCUCAACCAGGAUGUAGAUGAUGGCUGGCAACUUGUGGAGAACAUAGCUAACUCAAAUGGAAGCUAUGGAGAAGAGUAUGAUCGCACCAACCGGAGCUCGACCCACCACUCGAUCGAGUCAGACGAAAAGUUGAGAAAAGAUGUUAAGGCAUUGAAUGAGAAGUUGGAUAAGCUGAUCCUAGCUCAGUCCACAAUGAAGAAAGUCAACUUUGUGUCUGCUGAGGAGAUGGAACCAGUCCAAGAAGGGGAGGAUACACAAUUUGCUGAGGUGUGCUACAUGAGCAAUGGGCAAGGAGGUUACAACAAAGGAUACUAUAAUUACAAGUCCAACCCUGCCAUGUCAUACCGCAACACUGAUGUUGCUAACCCUCAGGACCAAGUAUAUCCUCAACAACAAGCAGCUCGAUCGAGUCAGGUGCCACAACAUGGGCUUCCCCACCAACCGCCCCAGCCUGCACCUUCACAAGAGAAUGAGCUCAAGGCAAUGCUAAAGCAACUACUUCAAGGGCAAGCUGAUGGGGUAGUGGACACAAGCAAGAAGCUAGCUGAAAUAAACUCUAAGAUCGAGAACCUCAACACAAGGGUUUACUCUCUGGAGAAUCAUGCUUCUUCUGUUGCUGCUGCUACAAAGCAAGGACAACUACCUGGUAAAGCUAUUCAGAACCCCAAGGAACAGUGCAAGGUCAUCUUCACUCAAGAAGGACUUGUUGAAGAAGAGGAUCAAGAAAGGGUCAUUGAAGAUUUUUGUUUACUGCUGAAUGAUGAAGAGAUUGUUGCUGCUGAGGCUCCUGGAGUCCAGAUUGAUCAACCAGAAGUGCAUGCACCUACUGUGGCCAUUCACACUUCACCAGUUGAGCUCGCACGACAAGCUCGAUCGGCAGCUCGAUCGAGUCCAACUCUAGCUCGAUCGAGUCCGACCUCUUCUGUCCCAAGCCUUUUUGCUUGA